This is a messenger RNA of Lemur catta (Ring-tailed lemur), 1580 nucleotides long. It is a transcript of the gene PDLIM1, whose product is annotated as PDZ and LIM domain 1. Bases 427 to 1236 code for a protein of 269 amino acids. Lineage: Eukaryota; Metazoa; Chordata; Mammalia; Primates; Lemuridae. Gene Ontology annotation, molecular function: actin binding; muscle alpha-actinin binding. The record is from RefSeq and is a predicted model, not a curated record. The transcript is spliced from 7 exons. Gene Ontology annotation, cellular component: filamentous actin; adherens junction; stress fiber. Gene Ontology annotation, biological process: heart development; actin cytoskeleton organization; muscle structure development.
GCUCAGUGGUUUCAUGGCAAAUGCUGGUGACCUUUGCUCAGGUAUCCCAAGGGGUGAUUAAUAAUGGAUACUCUAGCCAGAGGAUCAUUUCUGAAUUUUAAGAGUGGUAUUUCCAGAUUCGAGGAGAUUUUACAUCAUGUCCUAAAGGUUGAAAGAGCAGGGCUUGCCUGUCAGUAUAUGAAAAGCAAGAAAUGUUCAGAAAGGCUCAUUAUGUAUUAAUGGACCUUGUGCUGCACUCCCUCAUUAUGUGAAAUUGAUCACCUGGGAAAUAUUAGCAGCUCUAGCCAAUCACAGCUGACCUAAGGAGAAUGGAGGAAGAAGAUGAAUCAAAGAGAAUGACAGGUCACUCCCGGAAGCAAGGCUGCUACAGCUAAUUUAUGUAUCGGAGAUGUAAUCACAGCCAUCGAUGGGGAAAAUACUAGCAAUAUGACACACUUGGAAGCUCAGAACAAAAUCAAAGGCUGCACAGACAAUAUGACCCUCACGGUAGCCAGAUCUGAACAUAAGAUCUGGUCUCCUCUGGUGACGGAGGAAGGGAAACGUCAUCCCUACAAGAUGAAUUUGGCCUCUGAGCCCCAGGAGGUCCUGCACAUAGGAAGCGCCCACAAUCGGAGUGCCAUGCCCUUCACUGCCUCACCUGCCUCCAGCACUGCCCCCAGGGUCAUCACGAACCAGUACAACAACCCAGCCGGCCUCUACUCUUCUGAAAACAUCUCCAACUUCAACAACGCCUUGGAGUCAAAGACCGCAGCCAGUGGGGAGGAGGCGAAUGGCAGACCCUUAGACCAUUCUCAGCCUCCAAGCGGCCUCGUCAUCGACAAGGAAUCUGAAGUUUACAAGAUGCUCCAGGAGAAACAGGAGUUAAAUGAGCCCCCGAAACAGUCCACGUCAUUUCUGGUUCUGCAGGAAAUCCUGGAGUCUGAGGAAAAAGGAGAUCCCAACAAGCCCUCAGGAUUCAGAAGUGUUAAAGCUCCUGUCACCAAAGUGGCUGCAUCGAUUGGAAAUGCUCAGAAGUUGCCCAUGUGUGACAAAUGUGGCACUGGGAUUGUUGGCGUGUUUGUGAAGCUGCGGGACCGUCACCGCCACCCUGAGUGUUAUGUGUGCACCGACUGUGGCACCAACCUGAAGCAGAAGGGCCAUUUCUUUGUGGAGGAUCAAAUCUACUGUGAAAAGCACGCCCGGGAGCGAGUCACACCACCUGAGGGCUACGAUGUGAUCACUGUGUUCCCCAAGUGAGCCAGCAGAUGUGCAGCGACCGCUGUUCCCCAGCCAGCCUCUGCUGCAGCUUGUUCUCUGAAGGUUGCGGCCUUGUCUCUUGAAAGUUCUGUGCUUGCCCUGGUUUUACCCCUGCUCAUUAAACAUCGGGUCCCUGCCCUGGUUAACUGACUGCUCUGGCUGUGUGAUGCUGCCUCUACAGUUAAUGGGAAGCUGUUCUGUUCAGUGUCCCCUUGCCAGCGUCACAGUGUGUCUUCCUCCCCUCAGUUCUCUGCUGCAGAUGGACUUCAGCCAAAUUUGAACCAAAUCAAAUUUAAUGUCUGACACUGAUUUUGAUUUCACUCAAUAAAUUUACAGACUCCUAA